AUGGUGGGCUUCCUCCGGGCCUUCACCGCCGCAUCCGCCGUGCCAGCAGCAGCCGUCGCCGCGGCCGCCCUCUCCUCCUCCUCCUCCUCCCCCUCCCGCUCCCCCUCCUCCAGGCUCCGCUUCCCCCUGCCUCCCUCCCUCUCCGCGUUCGCCGCCUCCUCGUCCUCCUCUGCCCCCGUGCGCGCGCCGACCGCCGCCCCUCCGAUGGCCGCCGCCGCCACCGCCGAUCUCUCUGCCCCCGACAAGGUUGGGGGUACCGCGCUUCCGGAGCUCACGACCGAAUUCAUGGUGGACAUGAAAUGUGAGGGCUGUGUCACAGCAGUGAAAAACAGGCUUCAAACACUUGAAGGAAUACAAAACAUCGAAGUGGAUUUGAAUAACCAGGUAGUUAGAGUUCGUGGGUCUCUCCCAGUGAAGAUAAUGUUGGAUGCUCUGCAUCAAACAGGACGAGAUGCACGUCUGAUUGGGCAAGGGAACCCAGAUGAUUUCCUAGUUUCUGCUGCCGUGGCUGAGUUCAAAGGGCCAGUUAUAUUUGGUGUUGUUCGUCUAGCCCAAGUUAACAUGGAAUUGGCUAGAGUUGAGGCUACUUUUAGUGGUCUAUCACCUGGUAAACAUGGAUGGUCAAUAAAUGAAUUUGGGGAUUUGACAAAAGGUGCAGAAAGUACUGGCAAAGUAUACAAUCCACAGGAUUAUCUGUCUGAUAAGCCCCUUGGUGACCUGGGAACACUAGAAGCUGGAGAGAAUGGAGAAGCCCAGUUUUCAGGAUCAAAAGAGAAACUGAAAGUUGUCGACUUGAUCGGUCGCUCUAUUGCGCUGUAUGCAACCGAGGACAGAUCAGACCCAGGCAUUGCAGCUGCCGUUGUCGCGAGAAGUGCGGGUGUUGGGGAGAACUACAAGAAACUCUGCACAUGCGAUGGUGUCACCAUUUGGGAAUCGAGCUAA
This is a messenger RNA of Triticum turgidum subsp. durum (durum wheat), 942 nucleotides long. The record is from the annotation of a GenBank genome assembly. Lineage: Eukaryota; Viridiplantae; Streptophyta; Magnoliopsida; Poales; Poaceae.